AUGGAUCAUCUCCCCAAAUUCCGCAGGAAACCAAAGAUCCCGACAAUCUCCACCACAGACGUCAAGACCCCUCCCUCCCGAAACGCCAUCGACGAGCAACAGCCGCCUCAGCAAAUAUACCCUUCCACGACCGUCACCGUCACCGGCGGCAGAUCUCCGACCACGACGAAGCCCGGCCUGCGCAAGACCGCCUUCCGCGGCCUACACCUGCGCAGCUCAGGCAAGCGCUUGCGGUCCCCUCCCCCGGCCUCCCUGCCGCAGUCGCCGCCCCCCGCGAUUGUCUCCCACGACGGCAUCACCUCGUCCCCGAGACAAAAAGAUAAGGAAGGAAGUGGCGUUGGCAGCAAGAAUGACUCCGUGUCGUCCGGGAAGAGCAGCCACGAGAGUUUCAGGCCCAAGCCGAGAAUACCGGCUUUCUUGGACCUUUCCGUACCAGGUACGAAACCUCCGUCUCGUCGCAGACAUGGAGGCGCGGGUCGGGAACUAAUUGCUGGGAUCCCUGCAGAUCUAGAAAACAAGUUCCAGGAGCUCGUAUGGCAGGAGCGCAACCGUCUGGCUGCCGGCAUGGCCCCCGAUGCCGACGAGACUACGAAAUGGGGCUCCUACAAGCAGAUCGACAUGCGCAGAGGCAUGCAAGAUCGUUACUUCAACAUCAAGCCCUGGAACCACAAUCGCAUAAAGCUGCGCGUGCCCGCAGAAGAGCUCGACUACGUCAACGCCUCGACGAUCUCCCUCUCCUCUCCCUCGAACAAGGAGCUUCCUCCCUUGCGGUACAUCGCGAUGCAGGGCCCGACAGAGAACUCGCUAGACUUUGUCUGGCGCAUGGUUGCGGAGCAGCUCACAGAUCCCGUCGUCAUCGUCCAGCUCACAAGCUUCUACGAGAACAACCAGGUGAAAUGCUACCCCUACCUGCCGAUGGACGAAGAACACGAGCCCUGGCGCAUCAACGAGACGGACGGUUGGGGUGACGGCUGGAGCGCCACCCUAACUUUUGACUCGUUUCUCUCCCUCGAGAACGGCGCCAUCGAGGUUCGCAAGCUCCUGCUGCGCGUAGGUGACGAGGAAGACGACCGCAUAGUCUGGCAUCUGCUUUACACAAAGUGGCCCGACUUUGGCGUCCCCGCCGUCGACGACCUGUCCAGCUUCUUCACGCUCAUGCGCCUGUCGCGCGAGUACAACACAAACUCGGAGAACCCGCGCAUCAUCCACUGCAGCGCGGGCGUAGGACGCACGGGCACGUUCAUCACGCUGGAGCACCUGAUUCGCGAGCUGGACGAAGGCGCGCUCGAAGACUACGACGGCGGCGGUGAGGGCGACGACCUCAUCUUUGCGACCGUCGACGCCCUCCGCGAGCAGCGCCGCAGCAUGGUCCAGGCCGAGUCGCAGUAUUUGUUCCUGUACCAGGUGCUGCGCAAGCUGUGGCAGGAAAAGUACGACGUCGAGGAUAGCGACGGGGACAGCGAGCCCGCGGCUAAGAGACUCGAGAUUGAGGAACCGUCGACAGACUGA
Molecule: messenger RNA, 1509 nt
Organism: Colletotrichum orchidophilum
Lineage: Eukaryota; Fungi; Ascomycota; Sordariomycetes; Glomerellales; Glomerellaceae
Product: protein-tyrosine phosphatase
Exons: 1
Coding region: 1-1509 (502 amino acids)
Biological process (GO): protein dephosphorylation
Molecular function (GO): protein tyrosine phosphatase activity
Source: RefSeq, a predicted model, not a curated record